Messenger RNA from Owenia fusiformis, 3910 nucleotides. NCBI's taxonomy places the organism in Eukaryota, Metazoa, Annelida, Polychaeta, Sabellida, Oweniidae. The record is from the annotation of a GenBank genome assembly.
AAGUCAGAUACCGUUGUCACAAAUGGCGGAUAUAACCGUCGCUUCAACUGUUUAAUCACUUGGUCCUCAUUUCAUCGGAUUUUAUCGUCGCUAAUUCUGUGCAUGUAUUAAGCUCUUGUGAUAAUGUAUCAUAUGAAAUCCCAUUUUCGAUCAAAUUGGGUCGUGAAUCGCCACAAUAUAGUGUCUUCGAUAUCGUCAAUGACAUCGGAAUCUGAAUUUGAGUAAUUUAGAAAGACAACGGCAUAUUGUAAUUACAGUGUCCGUUGUCCCGUAUCUCAUUUUGAUCGGUUAAAUUAAAGAUUUCAUUUCGACGGUAGAACAUUAUUAACUGUACAAUGAGUAUCAAGACACUUUGAUUGAUUGUUGUUCAAAAGGAAUUUAGUCUAGGUGCUCUAUUAAACAUACAAUUCAUGAAAAUCUAAUUGAAGCGACGGUUAUGUCCGCCAUUUGUGACUUUACCGUUGUCAGGCUAUUCCGGGGUGAAUUAGGAAGACGUUGAAAUUUGUACAGAACUACCUUAGCAGAUAAUUGAUUUUGACUACAGUUGCAAAAUUAAAAUUUCUAAACAUGCAGAACUACAUUUAAUCAAUAUCAAAAUUGAUAUCUUUGCCCUUUGGAUUCUGAAUAUUAAGACAGUUGUCCAAUCUCUUCUGACCUUGACCUGUCGAAACAUGAGAUUUCUAGAUCUUCAAAGUAAGUUGGACCGUGUUAUUAGAAUAGAAAACAUUUAUCAUUGGAAGGAGCCUAAUGGGAAAUAGCCCAAGAACAAUAGUAAAAGUUUAAGGUGAGAUACAUUAAGCACCAGAGGCUCACUAUGGCUGACGUUAAUUAGUAUAAGAAGAAGUAAAACAAAUAAUACUGAGGAGUAGCACGGGAGGGGUUGGACACAAUUAAUUUACUAAUACUGGAAGGAUUUCGAAACGCUACGAUUCUAUUGAAUGGAAGGGAUGAUUGAAAAAAACAUAAAUUAAUGUACAAUAAACCAUACAGCUGUAAAUACAUAGAUUGGUCCUUUGAUCUGAAAUGACCGGAACUACCCGAUGUAAAGUGAAGUAUAUAGCUGAAUGAAAAAAACGUACAUCUAUAUACACUUCGCCAAUUAUAAUCUGUACAAUGGAUCCCAAUGCAGUCCGCUUUGAUGACUUAUUGGUGAAGAUUGGAGGAUUUGGACGCUAUCAAAAGUUACUGAUUUUUGCUAUGGUGCUAUUUCUAAUGGGAAAUACUUGGCAGUAUUAUUUUACUAAUUUUGUAGUUGGCAAAAUGGACCAUUGGUGCAAACUACCUGACAUUCCAGAUGGAUUCAACGAAACUAUGAUUAAAGAGAUUAUGAUUCCAAAAACCCUGAAUGAAUUUGGGAAAGAAGUCUUUUCACAAUGUGAAAUGUAUGAUCAUAAUAUUACGGAUAUUUCCAGGAAUAUUAAUGCCCAUAUAUGGAAUAGAACCCAUAUUAUUUGGCCACAGAACGUGACGAGGGUCUCGUGCCAGUAUGGAUGGGAGUAUGACCAUUCAGAGUUUCAUUCAACAAUUGUCAGCCAGUAUGACCUUGUGUGCGAUAAUGAUUGGAUGUACACGCUACCCUCCACAUUCUUCAUCAUUGGUUUGUCAAUCGGCUCCUUUACUUCCGGAUUCAUUGCAGAUAGAUUUGGACGAAAAUUGACAAUCAUAUUAUUCACCAUAGUAAAAUUGAUAAGUAUUACCGGUGCAGCAUUUGCUCCAUAUUUUUGGAUGUUUUUAGCGCUUCGGUGCGUAGUAGGGGUUGCAACACUUGGUACAUACGUUACAUACUGGGUCCUCGUUUUUGAAGCCAUGCCACCAGGAUACCGAUCGCAUUUUUCUUGCUUUGCGGCACUAGGCAAAAUAUUAGAUAUAUCUCUGCCUGCUGUAGCCAAUUUUGUAAGGAAUCACAUAUAUUUGCAGUUAGUCUCAAUAGGAUUUGUCAUCCCAGGACUUAUAUGUAUCCUAUUCAUACCUGAAAGUCCACGAUGGUUACUUUCCCAAGAAAGGAUCGAUGACUUUCUAACUGUAGUUAGGAAAAUUGCAAGGUUCAACAAAUCCCCCGAUCUAGAAAAUCUAGGAAUUAUAAAGCCAAUGGUGAAGACAGAAAUAAAAACAACUGAAAUAAAAACAGCAGUUGGAACCAAAGUUAAACAAAAUGGCAUCUCGGUUCUUGAUUUGCUUCGUUUGCCCAAACUUCGGAAACGUACAUUGAGUAUAUGGUUUUUGUGGUUCUCAUACUGUUUUGCAUUGUUUGCAAUGUUGUUGAACAUUGGUACUCUAGUACCAGGGAACAUUUACUUAAACACUACAUUGGUAAUGUGUGUCGCAGAUAUCCCAUCAUUCAUUACGAUCUACUUUGCUUUAUUUAAGUUUAGCCGUAGAAACACCAUAGUCUUCUUUUUCUUACUGAAUGGACUUUGUUCUAUAAUUAUGAUACCUUUGCUAAAAACUGGUAUUCCUAUACUUGUGACGAUACUUGCUGUUAUAGGCACAGUCGCUUUAAAGACACUCUUGAACGUCUGCAACCUUUAUACAGGAGAGGUGUUUCCCACAUCAGCCCGGAAUGUAGGGUUUGGAAGUGCGUCAAGUAUUGGACGAAUUGGUGCUUUAAUAGCACCUCAAAUUCCUUUGUUGAAAACAUUCUGGUUUGGAUUACCAUAUAUUUUCCUAGCUAUCUUUCCCAUAGUUGCAGGGAUUCUUGCUUAUUUUUUGCCAGAAACAAAAGGAAAACAUCUUCCUGAGACAUUAGAAGAAGCAGAGAAGUUCGGCACUCAUGAAUACGACAAUGGUCCGACUGAUCCUGAAAAAUGUUCUUCGGAGGAAAUUCAUAAAGAGAAACUCUAACAUUACCAGUGUUAUUUUUAAGACUUUUUAAAUUUGAUUUUAUUGCAUUUUAUUACUCCCUCUGGCGAGAUCACAAACAGAAAUAUCAUAGCAUUUGUUUUCAGACGUUAAAUUCACACAUAUUGAACUAUAGUGUGCAACUUUGUUUAUGAAUAUUGCUCAGGUCAAAUGUAUCAGUUAUCUGUGUUUUAUAUAUGGAUUGCUUCAAUGCCCCUCAAUGUAAUUAACUGACCCUUAGGCAAAAUUCAACUUGUUUUAAGUUGUAAUUUAAUGAACAAAACACCAGUAAAAUUUAUUUCAACUUAUAUAUUGUAACUUCACUGCUAAUUAUUUUCUGUUUACUACAUUUUAUAAUGCAUCUAUAAAUAAAUGCAUGGAAUUUAGAUUAUGUGUUUACAAUUCUACUUUGUGGAGGGUUUGUCAAUUUAAAGAGAUGCUAAUGAGACUUCUCCGUGGCAUUUUCUCUUUAUUCCUUUUUGUUUUUAAUUUUUUACAUUAAAUAACAAAUCAAUAUGCAACUUUUCACAACGUAGAAUUUUAAAAUAUUAAGUAUGAAAAUUCCAUUUUAUAAUGGAGCUCAAUGGGGAAAACGACAUAAUUUGAAAUAUUUUCAAACAUAGCGGCGCGAUUUUCUUGAAAUUGACAGAUAUAAUAAAUAUUGGUAAGACGAAGUGUUUGAAGAAAAUGAAGAAAAUUCACCGUCCUGGUUACGCAAAAUAUAGAAAAAUGUGAAAUAAUCAUAAAAACCUGUAAAAAUAGAUUGAAGGGGGUGAUAUUCAUUUUAAAUGUGCCUUUCUCUACUACAGGGUAACCACAGUUUUGGUAAUGGUUUACUAAUUUUGAAAGCAUAUCUUCCAGUAUGUAUAUCAAGCACAAGUAAAACAAUAAUUGAGUUAUCAUUAAUUGGAAUGGUAUUAUUUUAUUCCUUAGGAAUGAUGACAAAAAAGAUCAUAUCACAUACUAGUUCUUCCCAUCAAAUCGAUCUAUCAUAAUGCAUAUUAAACAAUAUAGCAGUACAUCUUCAAAUUCAAGAAUUGUGCUAAAUAGUAAAAUAAUAAAUAAAUUGCUA